GAUGAUAGUGAUGGUAGUGAUCUCUGCUGGCAGCGUCGCGUCCAUCGAAAUAGACAACCGGCUUGUCCAACCACAACAUGAUUGCUUCGAGCGGAUAGCCCUGGGCGCCAUGCUGCCCUUCGAGAAAACCUUCCGAAAUUCGGAUACCAAUUCACUGAAGAUUUGCGAAACACUCUGUCUCAACGACAAGGAAUGCCAAACGUUCUCAUUUGGCAUCUCCGGUCGAGGGAACGGCACCUGCCAGCUAUCGGCAACCGUCAUCGACGCGACCAACUCACGCCCCAUGGGCACCAUCUUCGAUCCCGACUUUGAUCUCUACUCCCGCAAGUACAACUGUUUUUUAGAGUCGGGUGGGCCGUCCAAUCCUCCGCCACGACCUGGGGGAUUGGGUAACUUUCCAGCCAGCGAACUGCCCCCGGGAGGAACUCAACGACCAACGUCUUCGUUUCCUCCGUCGGGGCCGGUCGAUCGACCUGGUCCACCGAUAUUCACUCCGGCUGGAACGACCGCAACGGGAGAACCAAUCUCCACGACAAAUGGUUUCACGGACCCAAGACCAACUAGCGAAUACCCGGGAACGUUCUCGACCAGUGUCGGAACAACCUAUGGACAGUCCACUGGAGAAACGAUCCCAGAGACUACCGCUCCCGGUGAGGAGUACUACACCACAAAGGAUCAGACCUCGUCAACGUUGACAGGACACUACUCACCACCCACCAGUACGGCAUCGGGACCUUCGAUAUCCAAACAACCAACGGGAACGAUGCCUGGUGAAGCACCUACAAAGUACCCACUUGAUCUACGACCUCAGUAUCCCAUUGCAUCGGGUCCUUCCCGACCGGGUAACCAUCCCUAUCAGUACCCAAUGUUGUACGAAACCAACUACCCAAUGCCAAACAGUAACGAACGGCUACCGGAGAUCUACGCCCAAAACGUCCCCACGCUGGACGGUAACUAUCUACGACCGGAAUACGCCGGAUACUUUGGAAGACCUUCGGGACCCUCAGCACCAACGGGUAACAUGAAACCGGUGGACAAUACCAUUACGGGCUACGGCGGAACCGGACCUCAACGACCUCCCCCGGACAGCAAACCAUCCGGCUACGGAGGUGGAGGUCCCAUGCGCCCCGCAGGAUCCGGAUCUGGACCAAGCUCAUCGGGAUACGGUAUUACGAGACCAGCACCUCCACAACCACAUCCUUCGGGACCUUCCGCAACGGGUAGUGGCAUCGGAGACGGCUACAAAGUCACCGAGGACAAGCAUGACCUACAUCCGACGACAUUCCAGCGACCCUGCUAUCGCCGGGUUCUGGCCGGAAAACGGGUGGCCCCGCAGUGGGUGCGAAGGACUUUGGUUUGCGAGCGGGUUGAGGAUUGCCAGCGGGAAUGUGGCGACGAGCGGAGAUUCCCUUGUGAGGGGUUCAACUAUCGGCUUGAUCCAACUGGCCGGGGUCAGGGAGACUGCGAACUGAUUGAUCAGCCACUGUCCCAGAUUGAUUUGUACUCGAGUCCUCACCAGCGGGACUCGAACUUGAUCCGCGAUCCCGACUAUGACUACUACGAGCGCGAUCGUAGUGCGUCCCCCUCGUGCAGGACUACGUACGGAUGUAAGGACUGCGGUAUGAAGACCUACCGACCUCCGCUGGACUUUAUCCGUCCGACGACGUAUCGACCUCACGCCGACGGGUACAAACCGUUCCCGAUGGAGCGACCGGGUUACGAACCGCCCUCGAUGACCGCACUGGACAAAUACCGACCCCCCAUGUACGUUCGACCGGAUUUUGAACGAUACAACUCGAAUUACUUCCCACCAAUGCCAGCACCUCCAAGUGACUCGUACAGACCUUCGUUACCCUACAAGCCACACUACAGUGGAGGAGAAAUCGAUCGUUACGGAUCAUCUGACCAUGAUCACUACAAACCUCCGGUUGUUCCUCACAGCCCUUACGGUAGUGGAACGUACGAUCGUCACGAUUUCUACCGUCCUCCUUCUUAUCCUUCGUAUCCCGAUGACAGUCGCCCAAUCCCGCAUCGACCACGACAUCCGUACGAAGAUCGCGAUCCUCCUCCAGCACCCCCUGCCCAAUACCCACCUCAGCACAGCGACAAACCAAACAGUUUCAUCCCCUACCUGAUCGGCCAGGACGCCCAGAAGAACUGGGGCGUCUACGGUGGUUCGUACGGUCACAGCGGUUCGGACAAGCACACCUCCGACUACUGGGGCAUUCGGAACGAAGUCAAACGCUAUGACGGACCUUCGUUCAACUACUUUGAGCUACGCAACGAACAGCACCACCCAGAAAACGAAAAUUCCAUCCUGAGCUACGGAGGUCGCAAGUACGCGUACGACGAUCCACAAGCCCUGGUCAUCCCGGACCAUCGACCGGACCGGGUACACUUUGGCCACCAGUGGGUACGCCGCCCCAGCCACGAGGAGUGCUCCGUCAAGUCCAGUGAAGGCUUCCGACUGCACAAGGGUAUCGUCAAGUACGCCCUGAACACGCCCACCGUGAUCGAGUGCGAGCGGAUGUGCUUCUCGGAGAACCGCUUCCGGUGUCACACGUUCAGCUACCGCUACUCGACCAUUUCGCGGGAAAACUGUCUGCUGUGCGAUCGCCCCUACAACCUGCUCGACUUUUACGCCGACCUGGAACCCGAUCGUGACUACGACAUCUACUCGAUGACGGACGAUCCCAAGACGUGCCACCCGGAGUCCCACCCGCCGGUGCGAGACAUCAACAUUCAAUGCUUCAUCCGUACGAUCGACUCGUCACGGUUCUACAAGGCGAUCGUGCGGGAUUCGUUGACCGUGCGAUCGGUUGGCGAGUGCGAGCUGGAGUGCAUCAAGGCUUCCAAGUUCACCUGCCGGGCGUUUACGUACAGCUUCGGGCCGCACACGAUCAACUCGGUGAUCGACAACUGCCAGCUGUCGGAUUGGCCCGUCCGGGACAUGGACAAGGAUCGGCAUCUGGUGUUCGACGAAGGGUUUGACGUGUUUGAGCGUGCGAGUUACGGACAGGGCUGCGAGAUUCAGCCGAUCAUUGAUGAUAAACACCAGAAAAAAUUCUGCUAUCUUGGGUACGGAUCUCCGGCUAAGCUGCUGUCGUCAGCGAUCAAGAAGGUGAUAUCCGUGAAUACCGAGCUGGACUGCAAGAACGAGUGCAUUCGGUUACGCGAAACGACACUGUUCAAGUGUUUGUCCUUCAGUUUUGGAGCGCAAGCUUCGACGUACAACUGUGAAAUGUCCGACCUGGACCAGAGCGAACUCAAGCUGGGUGUCCACUACGCGCACACCAACGAGCGGGACUACUGGCUGUUCGCGUGGAAUCCGUUCGAUUACACAUGCCGGGACAAGAUCACCACGAUCAGCGGGGGUGGCGGAAACCGAGUGAACCACGACCGUCGCAUGGACAUCUUCCGAGAGCCGGGUGGUGACGGAAGCUGGCGCCAGUACACCGUGUCCGGGAAGGCGUGCCGGGCCGGAACGCGCUGCGAACAGAACAAAUUGACCGGGUUUUACUCGUGCGAGAUAGAAGGUGGAGAGGUUGGUUCGUGGGACUAUUGCUGUAAGAACCCCUGCGGCUACUCGCAAGGGUUCGAAUAUCCAUGGUGUUUCGUGGGCGAUGCUCCCGACCAGUGGCGCAAGUGCAGCGAUAAAUACUUCCCCGCGAAACCUAACGGCGGCCAUGGCGGGCUCCAUGGUCCAAAUGGGCUCGCCGAUGGUUCGCGUUAUCAAGACAAGAAUAAAAAGGGUGAAGUCUAUCAGCCACCACCGAAACCGGGAGGACUGAGGCACAUCAUCGGCGAGGAGGUGACGGCCCCGGCCGAGCUGUGGCCGGUGACCUUUUUGUACCCGGAGGGACCUCCGAUGGCGGCCACCACGAGAAGGAUGAUGGCAGCGGCUUCUACUGGCAACCGAACCGUUACGGCAACGUGGUCGACUGCAAAAAGGACAAGUGCUAGGUAGUGAGCGAAGGAUUUGUGGUGCGCAAAAGGACAUUAAACGAUAGUUUGAAGAAUCACAUUCACACAUAUGUAUAUGGAAUACUGCCAAAAUGAUUCUUCGUCUUGAAAAAAAAAGUAUAAUUUUCACUUUCAAAAAAUCCCUUUCUCAAAUACAAGAAAUAAAACUGUCAUUAGGGACAUCGCCGUGAGAUCUUGCCACUUUCUUUAUCGUUUUGUGUGCGAUUUUGGGGCGUUUUCAACAUGAGAGAAGAAAAAAAAGCCUUACAAAAUCGUCACACGGAUGGCCAUAAAGAAAGGUGGUGACAAAAUUCAUCAAACAACCCCUUUUUACAAGGAUCUAAUUUAUUAGUAAGCUUAAAACUUUACGAUUAAUUAACUGUAAUUCUUUAGCCCGUAAGCUGUAUCGAAUAAAGUACUUCUAUUUUAUAAUUAAAACAUGAUAAA
Messenger RNA from Culex quinquefasciatus (southern house mosquito), 4410 nucleotides. RefSeq lists its product as uncharacterized. NCBI's taxonomy places the organism in Eukaryota, Metazoa, Arthropoda, Insecta, Diptera, Culicidae. The record is from RefSeq and is a predicted model, not a curated record. Bases 2 to 3967 code for a protein of 1321 amino acids. The transcript has 10 exons.